Molecule: messenger RNA, 5507 nt
Organism: Hippopotamus amphibius kiboko
Lineage: Eukaryota; Metazoa; Chordata; Mammalia; Artiodactyla; Hippopotamidae
Gene: FAM20A
Product: FAM20A golgi associated secretory pathway pseudokinase
Exons: 11
Coding region: 119-1705 (528 amino acids)
Cellular component (GO): Golgi apparatus
Molecular function (GO): protein serine/threonine kinase activator activity
Source: RefSeq, a predicted model, not a curated record
CGCCCGGAGACCCCGGCCCCCGGCCGCGGGUGCCAGGGCGACCCCCCCGGGAGGGGGCCCUCCGUGCGGCCCCCGGCCUCCCCCCAUCCCCAUCCGCACCCCCACCCCCGGCGGGGCCAUGCCCGGGCUGCGGCGGGACCGCCUGCUCACGCUGCUGCUGCUGGGCGCGCUGCUGGCCGCCGACCUCUACUUCCACCUCGGGCCGCGCGUGCGGCGCCGCCUGCGGCCCCCGGAGCGCCCGCCCGGCUGCCCGUGCGCCCGCCGCGCCCCCGGCCCGGCCCCCUCGGGCGCCCCGCCGGCCGCGCGCCCCGCUGCCCCGGCCCGGCCGGGCGCCGGCGGCCGCGGCUCCAAGCUGCGGGCCCUCUUCGCGCACCCGCUGUACCAGGAGCCCGAGGCGCCGCCGCUCCUCCUGCCCGAGGACGCGCUGCUGGCCGGCCCCGAGGCGCUGCACUACUACCGCAGGAAGGUGGCCCGCUGGAACAGACGACAGAAGAUCUACAAAGAGCAGCUGAACCUCACUUCCGUGGACCCCCCACUGCAGCUCCGCCUGGAGGCCAGCUGGGUCCAGUUCCACCUGGGGAUCAAUCGCCAUGGCCUGUACCCCCGGUCCAGCCCUGUGGUCAGCAAACUUCUCCACGACAUGAGGCAUUUUCCCACCGUCGGCGCUGACUACAGUCAGGACGAGAAAGCCUUGCUGGGAGCCUGCGACUGCACCCAGAUCGUGAAACCCAGUGGGGUCCACCUCAAACUGGUCCUGAGGUUCUCGGACUUCGGGAAGGCCAUGUUCAAACCUAUGAGACAGCAGCGAGAUGAAGAGACGCCCGAGGACUUCUUCUAUUUCAUCGACUUCCAGAGACACAACGCUGAGAUUGCGGCUUUCCACCUGGACAGGAUUCUGGAUUUCCGACGGGUACCACCGACCGUGGGGAGGCUGGUCAAUGUCACCAAGGAAAUCCUAGAGGUCACCAAGAAUGAGAUCCUGCAGAGUGUCUUCUUCGUCUCUCCAGCAAGCAACGUGUGCUUCUUCGCCAAGUGUCCGUACAUGUGCAAGACGGAGUACGCCGUGUGCGGCAACCCGCACCUGCUGGAGGGCUCCCUGUCCGCGUUCCUGCCGUCCCUCAACCUGGCCCCCCGGCUGUCCGUGGCCAACCCCUGGAUGCGCUCCUACUCGCUGGCGGGGAGAGAGGAGUGGGAGGUGAACCCCCUUUACUGCGACGCGGUGAAGCAGGUGUACCCGCACAACAGCAGCAGCCGUCUCCUCGAUAUCAUCGACGUGGCCGUCUUCGACUUCCUGACAGGAAACAUGGACCGGCACCACUAUGAGCUGUUCACCAAGUUCGGGGAUGACGGGUUCCUGAUUCACCUGGACAACGCCAGGGGGUUUGGACGGCACUCGCACGACGAAAUCUCCAUCCUCGCGCCGCUCUCCCAGUGCUGUCGAAUAAAAAGGAAAACGCUCUUGCACCUGCAGCUGCUGGCCCAAGCCGACUAUAGACUCAGCGACGUGAUGCGGGAGUCGCUGCUGGAAGACCCGCUCACGCCCGUGCUGACGGAGCCACACCUCCUGGCCCUGGAUCGGAGACUCCAGACCGUCCUCAGGACCGUGCAGGGCUGCAUAGAGGCCCACGGAGAGCACAGCGUCGUCGCCAGUGGCCCUGAAGGACCGCCGGCCCCAGACCCCGGCCGGGGUGAUGAGACCAGCUAGGGCUGGACGAGUCCAACCUCAGAAACGACACCUGGAGCCCGCGGGGGGCUCCGGGGCAUGGACCACCACGUCCUCCAUGGGUGUGGCCGGGCCCACCCCAGCAGGGGUCCUGGGUCAGGAGACUGGGAAGCAGGCAGGGCACUGGGAGGACUCCAAAAGAGCAAAAAAGUGGGACCCACUGAACUUCCCUCCUUGGAGCACUGCCCUGGCUCCCCGGAAGCUCUGCUUCAUCAAAGCCACAGACCACGCGCUGAGCCCCCUGGGAAACCCAGAUCCGGGACCGGCCCACAAGCCUGGCUCCCAGGAGAAAGCAUUAACUGUAGCCAAUAACAGACAUGAGAUGGACACCCCCAUAUUUUCACUACGGCUACAGGGACAGGUCCCCAUCCAGACAGGACAUCUGGCAUCUCACAAGCACACACACAAACACCCCUAGACAUGGUAACCCUCCAACUGGUUCAAAGUAGACCACACACCUUCUAUUCAUAUUCCAAUCACCGCGGCCCAGUCUGAACAUAAUCCCUGCUGACUGGUCCUAAAGUAAUUUCUCAGAAGUGUUCCUUCAAGAGGUAAAAAUAACACAGGGAUUUGCUCAGAGUAUCAGAAAAGGGAUGUUUCAAUCUGAAGAGUAAACAUCAACUGAAGUAUCAUAAAGGUGGUCAAAACUAGCGUCCAGUAACAAUAGGAGGCAAAGCAAGGGCGGUCCUGAAGGUGGGACAGCGGAAGAAUGGGUCCAACAGGUACCCCAGCCUCGACUAACACAGGAGAACAGCCAGGGCCGGCCACAGCCCUCCAGCCACAGUCGUCCUCCCCAUAAGGCCCGCCCCCAGAGGAGCAGGGCUGCCUGAAGAAGUCUGACCCCCUGGGUGCCCCGCCCCGCCACCAUCACUCAGAAAGGACUGAGCCAAGUUUACUUUCCAAGCCUCCCUCAAAAGUGGGUUAUCUCAGGGGUUUCCCUUCUCUUCAGCCUUCUCCCUGCUGAGCUGCUCCUGUCUGAACAGGAGGCUUUGUUCCCUGUCCCACAGUCCAUGAAAACACACAGGACAGGCGCCUAUUCAUAUGAAUCCAUCAGCAAGUAAAGACAGCGGAUUUCAUCAGAUCAGCUUUUCUGGUAAAGGCCAGGGGCACAAAUACUGGUACGAGCUGGGUGGGAAGAAGCUGCCACUAAAGUGGGUAUCGGGUCAAGACGUCCCUAGACGUCAUCCUCCUGCCACGUGCCCAGGGACAGCCCAAUGGGACAAACUACAGAGGUGCUUCGGGCCCUGCCAGGCUCCCCCGUUACUGGUAUCCUGCCCUGAACCUAUGUCCCCAUGAUACUAAGAUCACUGCCACUCACAGAGCUCCGGCUACCUGUGCGAGGAUCAACACACAGGCUUCCCACCCUCCCCGACAGACAGGCAGAGCCCCUGACCUCCAGUGUACCUCCAAGAAAACUAAGGCUCGGGAAGGUUAACGAAAAUCACACUACGUAAUGAUUCAAAACAAUCCCAAAGCGUUCUUUCCACGUUAACACAAAAACUCAACAGUGUCUCACCCAAUGUAUGAAGUUGUAUUUGUUGGCUUUAAAACAGAAGUCAGUCUUUAAUACAGGAAACCCCUGUUACUGAGCCUUGUGUUACUGAGGGGUUUCCACCACGGCUCAGGGCCUCCCACGUCACAAACGGUUUCUUCUACUUCGAGCCAACGUUUCCUUUCGGAGGGGGACCCAGGUAAUUACACACGGAGGAACGAGAGAAACACAUUCAGGCAACGUAUGAAAGUGGCCUGAGAUUCCAAACCGCAGCCUCGGGAAGGGCAGCCCAGUGCCACCCCGACCCAGCUCUGCUGUGACGAUGGACUAGUUCUCAGACGGCGUGUAAUAAAAACACAGCCGUACUGCACAGACUGAGUGACAGAACUGAGUGCCUAGGUAUCUCAUGAUCAAUCCUGAACACUCCAUUAUUUUUUCACUAAUACCAAAUUUAAGAUUCUACCAUUUGUCAAAAAUACCAGAAAACAAAAGACCCCAGUCUUAGAACUGUCAAGCUCUUCCAAUGUAUUCAUUUUGGACCACUGUUCAACUUUCCACGACAUAAAAACUCUCCUGUCUCUAUGUAGAAACUUUUCAUGUUUUCCUGUCAGUGCUACUGACAGCAAACUAAAAAAAUGAAAGGGAGCAGACAGACCAUGAGCUGCUGGAGGCACUCAGCCUCCCCUGAAGUCGGGAGGACACUAUGGUUGGAAGACUGUAAAAAGCGUAACUGACUCUCUUUACUUGUGGGAGCUUCAUGGUUGAUAAGUCUCCACGGACACCACCACUUGCCCCUAGGGGAAAUACAGGGCUGUAGGUUCCUGCCAGCCUCCGGUUACAUUUUUGUCAGCCAGCCAACAGAUGACCUUGUUUUCUGUGUUAGGGUGUGUGGAAGACACUUUAAGUUAAUACUGUUGCUGCUUCAUGAACACUGAACUUGAGGCCAGCAGCACUGCAACUUGCGCCUGAGAGAAGCCAGUUAGCACACACCCUCUCUAAGACACAUCACAGCCUUCUGGCCCUCGGGAACCCUAGCCAGGCCUCCAGCACUCCGCUAGGGGCCAUUUCAAACCGCAAAAUCACCAACAGAAAGUACAAAAAUGCAAAAAAGUAGCACUAAAUAGACCAACACAAAGGGCAUCUGCUCUCAGCUGAAACGAGAAGGCAGCGCGUGCCCUGGUCUGCCCUCGGCCAGGCACCCGCGGGUUGGAGACGCAGGGUCCUGUCCACUCGGCGCCCGUCUGGGAGUGCCUGUGACGGUGCUGUGAGUCGUGACCUGGGAUCACAGACAGACUUCAGCAAGGAGGCAGAUCUGCAGAAUGCGCACACAGCAUCCGUGAACACGGAGGACCAGCCGUGAGUGACUCUGAAGCCCUCCAUCUAGUGGCGACUGGGAAACCACAGGCGACCCCAGCUGACUCGCAGAGCUUUCAGAGUGAAAAACUGCUCAUUCCCAGUUCCAGUUUUAAAACGGCACAGCUCUGAACUUCUGUUGGUCCACAAACUGUAACUUUUUAUGUGCACAGUAACACGGAUUUCUAGGUGGAAUCCCACAGGGUAAGAAGGGGGAGAUUUGACCACCCUCCCUUUUGUGUUCUCCUCCCCCCAGUCUUUACUGAUGGCUGCUUCGGGGCCACCUUAGACGGUGAUCUACACACUGCUUCUCGGUGUUGUUUCAGCCCGUCUGGAAAUGCACUGCCAGGGCCUAGCAAACACACAAAAAGGGCUCAGCUGCUAAUCUAUAGCUGGAGAGAAAGCGGCACUAAGAAAACUAACAUCGUACGACUUCAGUUUUACAAUGUCAAUGCUUAAGUCAUUGAAAAACAAAAAGGGAUUUCAUAGGAGCCAGUGUUUUAGCGGGAAAUUAAACGACAACCAGUACAGUCACCCCAGGAAAAUCUUCAAUCGUAUUCUGCUGCGACUAAGAAGAUCCCGCGUCCAGCGGGCUGAGGGAGGCCUGCCCAGUCUGGACAAAGUGCGUGGGUUCCGGAGCAGCACAGCUUCCUGUUCUGGGCAACAUGACACUCUCCAGCUGCAAUGGACAGAAAGAAACCAACUCCAGGAACUAACACUCAGUUUAAUCAUCCCACGCCUCAGAAAUCUGAGGCAUAAAUAUUAGAAAUGACUUCUGUGCUUGCAAAGUAUACAAGCACACCUAAAUAUAUGAAUGACUACCAAUUUAAACCAAAGAGUGAGCUGACCUAGAAAUGGUACUUCCCCAUUAAGUCUGGGAAAGUUCCAAGGCCAGAGAACCAGUCUACCCUCAAUAAAAAGGAAAUCUUUGACUUCUGA